This is a messenger RNA of Porites evermanni, 19628 nucleotides long. Lineage: Eukaryota; Metazoa; Cnidaria; Anthozoa; Scleractinia; Poritidae. The record is from the annotation of a GenBank genome assembly.
AUGGAAUUGGAUGCAGUAGUUUCCAUGGAAUUUCACGGAACUUUUCCAUUGAAUUCCAUUGAAAUUGAUGUCCUUAUCCCCCAUGGAAUGCCAUGGAAAUCUUUUCCACGGAAAUCGAUGGAAUUCCAUGGAGGUAUUUCUUACGGUAUGUACCAGGGGCACCCAACGACAAUUUUCGGAAAAUAUCUGUUCGGAAGACGAUUUGAUAUCUAGAAAUUUCUUGUUUACCUGCCUCUCUUAGGAUUUUCGAACAUCUAAAAAAUGGUAUAAUUGCAUAUGUUUAAAGGAUUUUUACCUUAAAAAGGUCACCUAGAAUUUUCGGGAGCCUUUUUUCUGGCUGGAAUUUUCGAACAGUUUUGAUCCCUAUAAUUUUCGGAUCACAAGACUUUCAGCUAGGAAAUCCGAACAGUUGAAAAAUUUUUAGGGGAUAAAAAUAUGCCUAUAUCUACCGUUUAAAUACUAAAAUACGUUUAACAAUGCUAUGUUUAAGUGGUUUUGAACUAUAUUCUCGUUGGGUGCCCCUGAUGUACCAAGUUAUUUAAAGGGGCUAUGUCACGCUAUUUUCUACCUUUUUAAAAAGCCAAAGCGUGUUUUCGAAUUAAUUGAAUUCCAAGAAUAAGACUAUAUUUAGGCAUUAAAACCGUUUCCUGUCGCCUGUUAAUAUGGAUGGCAAGGAUGAUUGAAACUUGAAAAAAUGGCCAGCCUUUUCAAUGCAAAAAAUUACCAAAAAAUAAUUAUGGCUAGUGCUGUCUAAUAAAUUUUGUUUGGGACCUUCUCCAUAAAUCUAAAGGAGUAUUUUGUAUAAGUGUAUAGACACUAAGUAAUGACUUCAGCACGUAUUAUUCCUAAAAAGAGCACUAUCUUCGAGACAAACCCCCUUUAAAACCAGGAUAAAUUGACUACUAUUUGAUUGAAACGACCGAUCACUGUUGUGGGAAGUCAAAUCUCUUUCUUUUUUCCACGAGCUUGACGUGGCGAGUGUUUCACCUUUUCCAAAACGAAACUUGUUAUUAUUCUCUUGUCUUAAAGUGUCAGCGUGUCCAAAUAUGGCAAUCCUGACAGGGACUACAGGCAUCAUCACAAGUCCUUCUUACCCGGGAAAUUAUGGUAAUAACCACAAUUGCAAAUGGAAAAUCAUGGCAAGUACAGGAAAUCGCGUCAAGUUGGUCAUUCAAGACAUGGACAUAGAAAGUGGGGUUAACUGUCCCUUCGACUAUAUACAAAUUCAAAAUGCUGUCAUAUAUGGUAGUGGUGUGCUUCCUGGGCGUUUAUGUGGUUCACUCACCAGCAAUUCGACUUUUUCUUCUUACAACGAAACCUUGAUUGUACGUUUUGUUACUGAUGGUUCGGUAACACGCCGUGGAUUUAUAGCAAGAUACACUGUUAUUCCUGGUAAGUAGGAAUAGUUAUGUUUUGCAGUGCUUUGCGCUUUAUCCAGUAUAGUAUGUUGCGCGGUAUCUCGGCACAAUCGCUUGUAAACACUAAAAAUUUUUGUUUGAGCAUAGACGAUUUCUGAAUUUUGUCCUCAAAGAUAGUCCUUUAUAUUUCUCUUGAAAGGUUUCCACUUUGCUCAAUUAAGCAUACUUAAAAUCAGGGACAUAGCCAGCCAUUUUUUCCAUUUAAGCCCGAUUUGAAGAGGUCCUGAGAAAGCGAGGGAGGAGAGAUUCAUUCAUUCAUUCAGUCGUUCGUUCGUUCGUUCGUCCCUCCAUCCCUCCCUCCCUCCGUCCAUCCAUCCAUCCAUCCAUCCAUUCAUUCAGAGAGUUGUAAAACUUUGGAACUUGAAUGUAAACGGUGCUGGUAUUGGUUCUGUAUGGCGAUAAAAAAAAAAAAGAUUGAGCACUCCUAGUAUUAUGUAUUUGGUUGUUCAUUGAAAAAACGUUAUUGAAUUUUGAAAAGAGUGAAAACAUAAAACGGUCUAAUUAAAACAAAUGGAUUUCUUGACAUUUCAAGAGCUUUUGCUUCUUGAAGAUCGAGUCAGUAUGGGCUUCGUACCUAGAUUUUCUUACUUAUUGCCUAUGAUGUGUUGAGGACUUAGUAAAAAGCCAAGUUAUCGCCUUAGCCAUACAAAGUUUUCAGAGGGAACAUGAAGAACAGCGGGCUAUCUUUGCUCAAAAAUGUUGUGUCAAAAGAGUAAUUAGCAGUGAUUAGUCAACGAACGGGUUCUUUUAGUUAAUAAAUAAUAACCGUGUCACAGUCACACCUUGAUAAACAGUUUUUGAAUUCUUUAUAAAGAACUCUGUUACACUCAAGUACAUCUCCUAAGGUCAAUAGGGACGUGAGUGUCUCUUAAGCACUGCAUGUCUCGCUAGUGUGUACUAGAACUAGGGAUUCCAUCAAUAUCGACGAUCGUGCGUAUAUAUUAUUAUAUCUCAAAAAACCGAGUACUCAGAGAGUAAAAUGGCAACUUUCUCAGGUCUUUGUAAGGUCUUCAGCUGUUUCGUCCUUUGUAUCUGCUGAGGAAGAGAUUCUAAUUUGUCACAGAAGAGGGAUGAGAGGCAGCCCCGUUCAGUUUAGAUUUAGCGAGAAUACGGCUCUUCCGACUAUGAAAUUUGAGUUACUCUGUUUGCAAAAUAGAAUUGCAGAGCGAAGCUAGUUCUUAAAGGGACACAGUCAGCUGAUGCAGAUGCGCAUUAGAUGCCAUUUCUUAGCUGAUUUGCAUGUUAGAAGACGCGCAUGAAACAGAAGUGAGAAGCGUAUCCGGAACACUCUAAGCAAACCUUGUAGAGUUGAACUAGUUACAAGCCGAAAUCGUGAUUAUAGACCCUAAGCCAUAUCAUGGCAUUCAUUUUUUUAUAUAUAUAGUUGAACUAGUUACAAGCCGAAAUCGUGAUUAUAGACCCUAAGCCAUAUCAUGGCAUUCAUUUUUUUAUAUAUAUAGUUGAACUAGUUACAAGCCGAAAUCGUGAUUAUAGACCCUAAGCCAUAUCAUAGCACUCAUUUUUAUAUAUAUAUACCAUUGAGAAUUCACAGAUGGAUUUGUCCAGACAUCGAAGAAUACUUCGAACGUUAGUGGAGGUGAGAAAUUACGCGAAGUCUGAAUCAUUGUCGAAGGUUCAAGGCCGAGAAAGAUUGAUUUUCCACGUACACGUAACUACUUACAUCGAUUUUCCAAAUAUAUAAAAUGAUUAUUUGCUCGCCAGUGUAUUUGAUUCAUUUCUCUUGUUAUUUUGGUAAACGAAGGCGAUUCCUCCUACCCGGCGCCUACGCGUGUUCAUGUUCCUUUGGAUACUAUUUUUAACCAAAUAUGGUAAAAUAUUGUAAAAGGAUGAGUAAAAAAAGAGGUUUUCAGUAAAAGAUCGAGGAUCGAAUAAAACAGUAGGCAAGACUGAGCGGAUUUGUAGAUGUAUCCGACGCGUACAUUUAAUUUCAGGUUGAGAUAAACGCUUUUCAAACUUGCAAAACUAGUGUCCAGGUCAGCGCGGUCCCAUAGCUGACUGUGUCCCUGUAAGUCGAUUUUCAAGUAAAGCAAACUAAAGUAACGAACCAUCUAAAUGGAAUAUUUCGUUCGAAAUUGCGUUUUACAUCGAUCAAUGCAGAGUAAACAUAGUUACCUAGAGCAUGAAAUGAAAUAUUUUUUAAAGUUAUUGGCUAAGGAGCCAAAAAAGGUGAUGGCAAUGUGAACACACCCGUUUUUUCAAGUACCCACGCUGGAAUUCGGGCACGGUGCUGGUGCCCGAGUACAAUUAAGGACGACCUCGGGUACAAAUUAGGCACCGGUAAAAAAAUUGUAACUUGACAUUUCUUUACCCACGGAGCAUUUAGGAGUUCUCAAGAAGUCGUCCAAACGUGUCCGUGUGUUCCAGAUCGAAAUGGAAUUUGGAAGUGUUUAUUUUUGAGAAGAGGGAAAACCGACAUACACGGAGAAAAACCUCUCGGAGCAAGGACGAGAACCAACAACAAACUCAACCAACAUACAUGUAUGGCGUCGACGCUAGGAUUUGAACCCGGACCACAUUGGUAGGAGGCGAGUGCUCUCACCACUGCGCCACUCCGCAUUUUUGUUAGUUCUGGGGCAGUCCACUGCUUUUUGAGCCGCUGUUACUUAAAAGUCAUUAAAAUAUAUUUGCCUGACUCUUAAAAUGACGGAGGUGAAACAAAUAUUGCAAACAAAUUUGUCACUCUGACGUCAUUUUUCCCUCUAUAGCAGUCCCAGUGAAAAUCUACCCAGUGGCUCGAUUCAGUCUGUUCAGUGAUAAUUUAUUCUCCCCGAUACCUGGCGAAUAGUUUUUUUUACUCGAAUACAAUGAUUUUUUGCUUUCCCGUUCACUUUCUAUUGUGGCUUAUACAAAAUCCGAGUGUAUUUCGUUAUUCAUAUUUGUUUGAAAGGAGCAAAAAUAUAAAACGUAAUCACCAUUGACAAAAUCAGGUUUUCAAGGGUUUCAUACCGGUAGAGAUGUAAGGCCUGUUACUCAUUUUAGCUUUUAUGAGAGAUACACAACUAAGAAGAAAAACCCAGUGCAAAAUAGACCAGCCCGGUGACGUUUUCUCCGGUAAACCAGUAAAGAUAUAGAUUUCACUGGUCACGUUGAAGAAUGAUGUUCAUGAUCAUUAGCCGAUAUAAUAGCGAUCAUUAUAACCUCUUUCUGUUUAUAUGGAACCGAAGAGAAUUUUUGUUUUUAAUAACAUGUUAAGCAUCAAAAGUUAGUUUGUGAGUUUUUGUUUUAAACAUUGAUUUUCUGACUUCCAUUUGCAGUUGUCAACCCUGAAGCAUGUUUCUUUGCUGUUAACGGAUCCAGUGGGUUCAUCAGUUUUGGCAGUGCAACCAACAAAUUCACGCAUUGUACGUGGAUCAUAACAGCACCAUCCAACCACACCGUCAAACUGACGACAUUUCGUCUAUUUGGUUCUCCCUAUGAUAAACCAGAGAUCCAAGUUUACGACGGAAAAAUGAAAAAUGAUACCGUACUGGGAGCUUUUACUAUUAUACAGCCCUUUAUCAUACAAACAAGUGGUCGAUUCAUGAUGUUGACUUUAAAAAAGAAGUUUUGGUAUUCCUCUUGUAUCUUUAAAGGAGCAUAUGACACGAGUUCAAGAAAAGGUUAGCGAUAUUAAGUUAUCAAAACAACAGAAUAUGAACUGCAUAAGAAUGCUAAUUAGCUCCUCACUAAAAUAUAUUCUUGGGGGCGGGGGGGGGGGCAACCGAUUCGGAAUAAUGGAUGCGUCUUAAAGGCUUUGAAAGUUUUUCAAUUGAUCCACGAGUAAAUUUAUACAACUGUAUUCUAAAUGGUCUACUAAUUGUGAGCCUAACACGGUUCUGUACUAAACUAAUUAUCUCUAAGUGCCAAGAGCAAAGAUUUUAGAAAUGUCAUGAAUUACCGUAAUUUACGAAAAAUAGUUUGAAUUCAAUGCUACGGUGGCUCAUAAGGACAAAACACUUCCCAGAAUCCAAAACACGUCCUAGAAUCCACAAACACUUCCCAGAAUCCAAGACAGGUCCCAGAAUCCAAAACACAUCCCAGAAUCUGGAUUCUGGAAAGUGUUUUUGAAUUCUGGGAAGUUUUUUUGGAUUCUGGGAAGUGUUUCGGAAUCUGGGAAGUGUUUUGUCCUUUCGAGCCACCGUACAAUGCGAUUGCAUAAGCGAAAACUACCUUGAAAAUAGUGAACUAAACUGUUGUACUGAGAAAAGAAUUUGAAAUACCGACUUUACAUUCGGUUAUUGAAGUUCGUGUUUUUGUCCGAUGUUGAGUUUAGGUCAUUUUGCGUAAAAUUUAGUGGUCUUAAGGUACGGAUAAAAAAAAACGAGCAAAAAAAAAAAAUAUGCAACUUGUUUUGCAAUAUUACUGCAAAACGAGUUGCGUGGCCAUGUUCCGCGUUUUACCACCCAUAUCAAACCAGUCCUGCAACAAAUAAGGUUGUUAACAGGUUUGAACGACGGUGGUAAAACGCACAACAUCGCUUUUCAACUCGUUUUGCACCAAUGUUGCAUAACAAGUUGCAUGUUUUUUCAGGCCCGUUUUACCGAAGCUUUAUAAGCGAACUAAGACUCCCCGAAAAAUCACAUUAAAGUCCGCGAAUAUUCAACGUACAGAUUUAUAUUUGGUCUCUUUAAAGCUUAGCAAGUCUACUUUUCAGAAAAAAAAAGAGAUUUAUGGUGCGCCAAUGAAGCCUUCCGAAAUAUUUUGCUUCAAAGACACAAUAAAUUUUGCGGCGUUAUUAUUUUUUCUUAGCGGCAAGCAAUAGGAAUCCCAGAGGGCAAAUGCGACAGCUAUACACGUAUGAUGCAAAGGAUGUUAAUGAAUCCACGAUUGGUUGAAGAUGGGAAGGGCACAGAACUCACAAACAAGCACACGGCUCGUAGAUUCUCUGUUCUGUAUCACGUGUUCGCUCGAAAACAAUGCAUUCUCUUAUCUGCAUUACGUCAUAAAAGUUACCUUACACAACUAUAUGUUACAGUCGAACCUCUCUAAUACGGACACCGAAGGGACAGAGCGAAGUGUCCGUAUUAGAGAGGUGUCCGUAUAAAAGAGGUUAUGAUGAUGUCACUUUUUUGACUCCACUUACAGUUUUAAGUGUUCAGUAGCUGAAACCAGCCUUACACUCGCCUUCAAACUGCAUUUAAGUCUAUUAAUUCACAGUACAAAAAACACUUUCAGUAGCAGACAACAUUGUACAUAUCAGCUACAUACGUACAUUCGUAGAAAAAUCACUGUUUUAAGAUGAAACGAGCUACAGCGCAAUGCUGCAUGUAAAAAGUUUUAACGUAAAGCACAAUUCUGAAAGUGUCUUUCGCUAUUUUGCAAGUGCAGUUAACAGUAACUGGAGUACAAAAUGUAAUAGAAAAGAUCUAAAUGCUAUCUGUAGUUAUUCAAGCCUUCAAAAAGUCGGUUAUGUUCAUCUGUACACAUUUUGCAAAUUAAUUGUUUGGUAUAAAGCGACUGGGCUUUUGAGGCCACCUUGCAUAGCUCAUCAGCCAGACUGGACGAGAUUUACUCUGUGCAGAUUCACCUGAUCGCCGGAGUGUCCGAAAUAGAGAGGUUACUUUUAUGUGAAUUUACUCUCUGGGGCCGAGAUUUAGUGGCCGUUGUCAGUAUUAGAGAGAGUCCGUAUUAUAGAGGGUUUUUUUAAAGAAAAUAUAUGAGAAUUUUGUGGGGACAUUGAAAACUGUCCGUAAUAUAGAGGUGUCCGUCUUAGAGAGGUGUCCGUACCGAGAGGUUCGACUGUACAUGGAUUACAGAUUCAAUCUGCCUUUUGAACGUUCGCGCACGGCUUUAAAAGGCUGCCGACUGCCGCCUAGCAGCCUCGAGAAGACGCGAGGCUGCUCGUUGGCAAUAAUCGGGAAAGCCUAGGGAAGAAAAGUUAAACGGGGAAAUAUUUUACAGAACUGUCAUCGACGAAUGAAUAAAUCAAUAAAUAAGUAAGAAGAUAAACAUUCUAAGGAAACAUUUAAUGGAAUUAAACAUGGCGACCUAGUUUUCUCUCAAGUCUAAACUACUCCUUUUAUACAUUUUAUUUUACUUAACCUCAUUGAGGCUUUACAAACACAAUAAUUGAAAUUCAAUUACAUGAAAAGAUAAUUCAUUAUAAUGGAAAACCUACUUUGAGGACACUAAAAUAUUUACAAUAGUAUGGCCUAUUUAAAUUAAUUUAAAAACUUACUUAAAACUCUGAGAAAAAUAUUUGCACUAAAAUUUAAUUGACACGAUAAAAUACUUAAGAAUCUUCUUCAGAUCGAACUUGAAACUAGACACUGACUCAUGAGUUUUAAGAUAGCUAUCCAUGGAGUUCCAGAUACUGACUAUUCUAUUUUAAAACGUCCUCUGACCACUAACAGUCUUGAAAAGUCGAAUGUUCGAUAUCUUUAAACUUCUCCUGGCACGCCCGCUUAUUUCUCCUCGUUUUCCGUGGAAGCAAGUCGUAUAGGGGUCGUUUAGCCAUCUUGAAUAACCAUUUUUCGUGCGCCGAGCGCCUGUCUAUUUUACAAUUUUUAAUUUUUAAAACUAAACUAGUGAGCAAAGUAUUCUUACGCCUUGCGUAAAAAAUUUCACAGCUGCGCCUGUUCCUUUUCGUAAAUCCGGCCAAACCUUCAAUGUUUGCGAGCAUCAUUAUUUUUAGUCAUAUUAUGGCUUAAAUACAGGCGUUUAGUAUUUGAUUGUAAAACUCCCUGAGGAAGUCUACGUUAGUUAGACGAAACGCGUAGGAGAAUAAACAAGUUUUACAGCAACAGUUCGCAGAGUGCUGCUCACUAGUUUAGUUUUAAAAAUUUUAAAAAUUUUUAAAAAUUAAAAAAAAAAAUUAAAAAUUAAAAACUGGAAGGCAAGGUUUUCCGGCUCACGGGAUGUUAGGCAUUUAAAGGCCAUAUUAAAGAGCGUUUUUAAAGUAAAAGUGAGUUGCUACUAGUAGCCAUUUAUGCUCUUCUAAAACUGGUGUGAUGUGAUCAUAUUUGCGCGUACGUACUGGUCGCAAUUGGAGCAGCAAAGUCUUGAAUACUUUUUAACUUACUGAUACCACUUGCGCCCAAUACGUUCGAACAAUAAAAACGUUUACUAAAAACUAAAGCAUUUAUGAUAUACAGGCUGUUGGUUCUGACAGGUCGACUUUCCUUAUGUUUGCGGAUGACUUACCUUUAAAUGCUUUGGUUAAGGGAACCAAGGACCAAACUCCCCGAGAAGUGAAAAACAUAUUUAGUUGGGCCCAAAACAACCUUAUAACUAUAAACCUUACUAAAGAGUAACGUUGAAAAACAUCUCCUCACUAUUACUUUGGAUAUUAAGCAGGAAGUAUUUCUCAACCUUUUAGACGUUUAGUUUCAUAGUAAUGCUACAAUCUGGGACAAGCAAAUCGAUUUUCUUCUCGGCAAAGCAGGAAGGCGUAUGCACAUAUUAUGAGUGUGCACGAAGUAUGGCUAUAGUCUGGACUCUUCGUUUACAACACCUCUUCCAUAGUCUGAUUAUACCUCUUUUUACCCAUUGCAUUUCAGUAUGGAGUGUUGCAAGUUAUGAAAAGUAUCUUUCUAAAAUUGAUAAGUUUAAGAAGAGAACAGUUCGUUUUGGCUUUCUUAAGGAGGCCACGCUCAUUUUAUAAGCGCCUGUCCGUAAAAAUCAAACAUAUCGCGGCAAGGGUGGAAAAUUCGAUUUCUUUCAAAGUUCAAUGUUAGAUAGGCUAGAGUAUAACUAUAAUCACUGUAUGUUGUUUUUUGGUGAAAUAUCCUUUUAUUUCAGAGAUAAAUACAAAUAUCCAAAAUCCGUUGAAAUCGCCAUUUGAGGCGAUCAAUUUUAAUUUACAUGGGUUUGAAAGCCUCGCGUGCAAAAACCGAUUCCUCUACCGUCUUUUAAACAUUACAGCCUUCUUUUACAACUUCUAAAUAUCUGCUAAAAUGAAUUGAGGAGAUAGUGCUCUGCUCUUUGUAUACAAAAUAGUUUAAUUUCGAAGGCAUACAAUUUACUUCAGUAAAAGUAAUGCGUGAAAAAACAUAAUUUUCACCAUGUGUGAAACCUUCAAAUCGAUUAAGCUGCAGGUGGUUGAAUGUUAGAAGGAUGGUCUAGUGAUUCCUGUAAAAAUUUCUUUGGGCAAAUGAUUAAUAGCGACGCGAGAGCUUUACAAAAUCUGUGAAAAAGGCAAAUAUUUGACCUUCCGCGGUCAACUUUGAAGUUGCCGGAGUCGGAAAUAAAAUUUAGUGCCUUCACUUGUCUAAACCCACAUUAAGUUAAAAUAAGCAGAAAUGUUCUUACCUUAUUAUGAGCAGUUAAGGACCGGUCCAAAGAUCAUUUUAGUACGAUUUUCUGGUCGUUCGUCGCUUGACUUCUGGUUUAUAACGUCUGCAAUUUAAACCUCACACCCGACACACCGCGUCAACUUUCGACGUCUUCAAAGGUCGAAUACCAAUCUUUGAUCAGUUUCGCGUGUCUGAUUUGCGAACAGGGUUUUUUAAAAAUGAAAAAGAAGAAAGAAUCCUUGUUGCAGGCGCGAAUCAAAAGGGAUAUGCUACUAGUUGCGAGCUGUUGUACACGGAUUUUUGUGAGCGUAAUCAGUUCUUGUUUUGUUUAAAAAGGUUAUCAAAGUUUUUUUGUACAGAUGCCUCGAGACAUGUGCCUUUUAUUCGUUAAAACAGUGGUUGUUAUAAUCAAGAGUACCGUAGUCCCAUUAAACAUUUUACAUAAGUGUUUAGUGAUUGCGUGAAUAGCGCACACUGCAAAAGAUCGUGACGUCACAGCUACUGUAAACCGCUGAUUUAGCAACAGAACGGGAACGUCAGUUGACGACGGGAAAGGGCACGGAAAGGAUUAAACGCGACUUUUGUUGCCAAUUUGCCGCUCCGCCAUUGGUCAAGCCAGUUGUUUGAUUUGCGCGCGCCGUCGUCAACUGACGUUCCUGUUCUGUUGCUGAAUCAGCCCCAGCAGAUAACACCCGUGCUCUGAUUGACCAAGAGUUGUGUUUGCAAGGGGGUUUGUAGUAAUGACGUCGCGAUCUUUUGCGGCUCGCGCGCUAUUUACGCGCAAUCACUUCUCUCUUUAUCUUCAAGAUUUUCCUCGUCAUCAAUAAACAGAUCCUCCCAUUCCUCUUGUAUCGCUACUAUUUAAGAAAGUCAUGAGGAGGAGAGGGGGCGCUUAUUCGAUAGGGGCGCUUGUUUGAUAUAAUGGCCAGUGGGUUGAGCGCUUAUUCGGGGACGGGUGCUUAUUAAGGCGUGGACAAUUAUCGAGGAAAUACUGUACACAGAUAUGUAACAGGUUAAAUCCAAAAAAGUGGAAAUGAACGCACCAGACAGACCAGCAAACGCGUUAAGAUGCAUUUAGUCAAAAUAGAAAUAUCGUUUAUGAAAGGAAAAGUUAAUAAGUGCCUCCCUUAUUAAGCGCCCUCUUUCUGUUAGCACCUCUCCUUUUAGCCAAGCUGGGGCGCUUGUUCGAGGAAAUACGGAAUUUACAUAGCUUGCAAAAUAUAGCGAAAUUUUAAAGAGCUGCCUCGUAACCCCACCACUACUAUGAUUCUAAGAGACAGGGUCGGCCAAGGGGGUAGUGGAAUAAUACCGUAGAAUUCUGAAAAUAAGCCCCUCUAAAUAUAAGCCCCCCAAACCGGUAACGCAAAAGACCCUCCGUUGAAUCGCCCCUCCAAAUAUAAGCCCCCCAGGGGCUUGUACUUGGAAAAUUGCCCUCAAAUACAACGUAAAACAAAGCAAGAACGGUCAAUUUACUUCCAACUAUAAGGCUAGCCCUAUCGAUUUUGAAACGCAAAUUCCCCUACAUAGAUAAGUCCCUCCGAAUACAAGCCCCUCCAAAAAUAAGCCCGUCAAAAAGGGCCUUUGAAAAAUAUAAGCCCCGGGGCUUAUUUUCGGAAUUUUACGGUAUAGAGAUUUAGCCAAGGCUAAAAGCGAAGCUUCCAUUAAUAAAUUUAUAAUUUAAAUCAAACAAUAAACUUGUAAUCCACAAAUCAGUUAACUUAAGGUCACAUUCAUGUGACUUUUGAGGGAAAGGCGAAGUGAUUUUAGAUUAAAACAUCUUACAUGGAGUUGAUAGCUUUAUAUCACUACGAGUGUACACCCAAAAUAUAGCAAUCAUUUUCGAUCACAUUCAAGAGCCGUAAUGGCUCUUGAUCACAGUAGAUUAGGCGUGGAAAAUAAAUUCUUGAAAAACAAAUCAGGCCGAAUUUUUUGCGUUCGACAUGUUUACUUCACAAAAUCGUGCCAACAAAUCUUUAUACUUUUUAUACAUCACAUCUGAGGUGAAACAGUACUAUGAGGCGCUGUAUUUAUCAUACAAACCUCGGAAAGAAUGCAACAUCUCACAAUUAUUCAAGACAAAUUGCACUCAUUCAAUAUUCAGGACGAUCAAUGGUGGGCUUUUUGCGAAACCGUUCAAAAAAUUUCCAAAAUCACCCAGUAUACGGCCAGCCGGUUCUCCCUUUUGACAAGCGCCAAAUUUGCAGCAGUGCGAGAGGUAGUAGGGUGUUUGAAUGGACAUCAACAGAGUUACGCUUCAACACAAUAAAGAAUUCAUUAUGUUUAUUUUUUAUUCAGUGAUUUUUUAACGAUGUGUAAUCUUAAAAAGCGUUUGAUACGCGCGGCUUACUCCUGCAAGCAAUGUUCAUGAACGACUGAAAACAAACGGAACACGGAUUAAAAUUUCAAGAGAGACUACUAACAAUCAAUAAAAGAAAAAUAAUUCGGUGAAACAUUUACAGAUCUUUACAGAGACAACAAUUUUCAUUCACGAAGUAAUUAAAGUGUCUAAAAAUCCUGAGUCUUUAAGCUUAAAACGUUUUUGUUUUAAGCCGGCUUCCCGGUGUUUGCUUUUUUCAAAGAUGAACUCGUGGCAAGAAAUCGCUCGAAGCUUUCUUUCUACAGCCAAAUUUAUAACGAGAUAUUCUUCGGAACGUUUCCCUUCUAUUUAUGGUGAGAAAAUAUAUCUAAACACGUUAUAAGUUCUGUAAGCCUAUAUCAAACCUGAUAUAGGUCAGAAUCGCUUGAGACUUUUUAACCCUCCUACGCAUCAAGCAAGGUAAAAAACAAAAACGAUGCCAUCUGAAAGCGACGCAUUUCUCAACCAAAAACCCAAUAAACAAACAAGCCAUAAACAGAAGACUCUUCAUAGCAACUAUAUUUCAUUUUGUGCAUCCAGUAGAAAAGACAGUUAAAAACAUCACAAGUUGACACAAAACUCUGACAGCCCCAGCUGUCAAAGUAAACAAGUUUCAAGAUGCUGCAUAAAUUACCCGCAUAAACUCACCUGUCAAAUUUUCCGACAAAGCGGCAAAGCAGAUUUCGGGAGCUUUCUACUGACGAAACAAGAGAAGAAACCAGAAAAUGCCAUACCGGCAGCAACAUAAAACUGCAAACUUUGGUUUUAAAUUAUUUAAUGGUACUCCGAAGUUUCCUUACAAAUUUAAAGAAAUUAUAAGCUUAAUUCUUCCGUACGUCGAGCUGAUUAUGUAACAACAACAACAACAACAACAAAGUUUACCUUAAAAAUUUUCAGAAUGGCUUGCAAGUCCUUGCAGGAAUAAGUUUCUAAAACCAUUAGCAGAUUUUUUGCGUGUUUGAGGAGCUUUUACACCUCUUAACACUUUCGCAAGUCCAUAACGGACCAUAACGGGCCUCAAGUGGAUUCUAACAACGAGCGACUUUCCAUUGAACAACAACAACAACAAAUUGAUUGAUAAAGCUGGGUCUUUGUGCAGCUCCGAUUCAGUGGAGGAAGAAAACGAAAUUGAAGAGCGAUCUGGUCAACCUAUCCAGCGUUAAAUUCCGCAGUCACAGCGACGGAAAGCGAAAACAGUACUUGUGGAGAAUAAUUCAAGCAUAGCGUCCUUCCCUUUCAGAUUUUUCAUUCAACUAAAAUCGCAAACGGCGCACUUGUCAUAAGAUUUUCCCUUGGUUUACCUGAAGUUACUUUAAUAUCCGGUCGUUUUGUAAUAUUUAAAAUGAAAUUUACUAAAAUUCAGUUGUAAUAACCAGACGUUUGGAGUUUACAAAAAUUUAAUAAAACCUUUAUUCCAUUCGUGCUUGUUGGAUAUAAGACAGUUAUAACCAACUUGGCGCCACGCGCCUAUGGGGCUCAGUCCACGCGCGCUCGUAGAGCUCCGCUACAAAAAUCCCCGAAAUAACUGCCUUGCAAUAUACCAAAAACUAUACUAAAAAUGGUGUAAAAUACCAAAAUUAAGAAAACCACGGUAUGCUUUAUACCCAAAAUUAAUUGUGAUUGAAUACUUUACACCCAAUUUCAAGCAUAAAAAUAUUGUAUACCUGAAAUUAAACACCCCAAUUUAUUAUAUACAUACUGAGAAAUACUCACCAAAAAGCUAUGUCGUAAAUUUUUGGUACGCAAAUUAGUUCUAGCCAAUCAGAGGAUGAUACAUCCAAUCAGAAGCCACAGAGGUGUGUGAGUUACGCGCCAAAAUUCCCGCCUUUUAUUGCAGCUUGCAGCGCCGCUUCGCACACAUUCAACGAGAAAAGUUUCACUCAAAGAGUUUUUCUCGCUUAAAAAGUGGAAAACAAUUCGGAAAUGGAGUGGAAUAGUUUCGUUUGUUUCAUUGUCGAUAAAGAAAACGGUAGAGAGCUGGCGAAACAACAGCGGAAAGGGAUAAACAGAACGAGACGUAAGCUUUUGUUGUGCUUUUUGUCGGAGCUACUUUGCCUUUCAUUUAAGCUUAAGCUUAUAUUGAAACCGGCCAUUUUACUUAAAUUCACUCAUUUUCAAUUGUGCAUUGAGAACAAACAAUUAAGAUUAAUUGUAGUUCUUGGAUUACCUCAUAUCCUUACGUCAUUUAUGUUUUUAACAAACGUUUUUACUAAAAAGCUGAUACUUCGUUUUCGUUGUCAUUUUGCGGUAACUGUGUAGCGGCAAAUUUUAGCAUUUUUGAAAGAUUUAAAAUAAAAAGGCCGCCAAAAUGAUGAAUGUCUCAGUAUGUAUAUAAUAAACACAAUACCACAUGGAAAGUGCUUUGUACGGUAUUUACACACUCGUUUGUUUUGUAUCAGAAAUCUUACUCGUUCGAUUUCUGAUACGUCAACAACUCGUGCGUAAAUACUGUACGCCAGCACUUUCCAUGAGGUAUUCUCUAUAUACUGCAUACGCAAAACCCAUGGUCGGCCCUGAAGGGAAUUAAGGGUUGGGAAAUGACCUUAAUGCUAGACGUCCCUAGACUGUGACUGCAUGCUUAUGUUAGAGUUUGUUCUACAGAAUUGCAGCUGCAGCCUUGUGCGAAAUUCUUCAACAGCUUCAAGUACGGCUUCUUUCGCCAGGUUGUGGUACUGAUAACGGUCCUGAUACCGUUUAAUAAAAUCACCAAGUCCGGGAGCUGACAACCAAAGUUGUGAAUAAACAAAAUAACCNAAACCGGCCAUUUUACUUAAAUUCACUCAUUUUCAAUUGUGCAUUGAGAACAAACAAUUAAGAUUAAUUGUAGUUCUUGGAUUACCUCAUAUCCUUACGUCAUUUAUGUUUUUAACAAACGUUUUUACUAAAAAGCUGAUACUUCGUUUUCGUUGUCAUUUUGCGGUAACUGUGUAGCGGCAAAUUUUAGCAUUUUUGAAAGAUUUAAAAUAAAAAGGCCGCCAAAAUGAUGAAUGUCUCAGUAUGUAUAUAAUAAACACAAUACCACAUGGAAAGUGCUUUGUACGGUAUUUACACACUCGUUUGUUUUGUAUCAGAAAUCUUACUCGUUCGAUUUCUGAUACGUCAACAACUCGUGCGUAAAUACUGUACGCCAGCACUUUCCAUGAGGUAUUCUCUAUAUACUGCAUACGCAAAACCCAUGGUCGGCCCUGAAGGGAAUUAAGGGUUGGGAAAUGACCUUAAUGCUAGACGUCCCUAGACUGUGACUGCAUGCUUAUGUUAGAGUUUGUUCUACAGAAUUGCAGCUGCAGCCUUGUGCGAAAUUCUUCAACAGCUUCAAGUACGGCUUCUUUCGCCAGGUUGUGGUACUGAUAACGGUCCUGAUACCGUUUAAUAAAAUCACCAAGUCCGGGAGCUGACAACCAAAGUUGUGAAUAAACAAAAUAACCAGUAUUUCGAUUCUAACAGGGAAAGACCGUGUCUAAGGGUAUCACUAUGUUAAGCUAUAGAUUGUCUUUAUUGACUCUAUACCGAAGAGCUUUUGUGCCGGCACAAAAAGAAAGCAUACUGGAUAGGGCUUCUGGUCACGCAAAGAAGGGUGAAGCAAAGCUGAGACGCGCCGAUCUCUAAACAGGAGUGUCACCUACUGGAUAGGUGUUCAUACUUGACCGGAUAGCUUUUUGUGUCUGCACGAAAAGCUAUCCAGUAUAGUGUGAACUUAGCCUUAAUUAUUGCUGUUGUUCUCGUUGUGGCUGUUUGCUACUUCACCCUUCUCCACCCCUCUAAAUUAGAUUGCGUGACUUACAAACGGCUGCCUGCAAUUCGAGAUUUGAGCACCGGCAUUUUUGUGUCAUUCUGUUGUAGCAAUCAGAUGUAAUCUCUGGUAACGUUUUCAGAUACUAUACAUUCUAAGCAAUGUUUAACAAAUGACUGAGCUGUCGAAAAAGAUGCAGUCGUAAUGAAAAUCCCCUGAAGUGGAUCAAAGAAUUGUAUUUGUCCGGUGAAUAAGUUGACAGUUGGCGCGGUGUACAAUUACACGCGCGUUACAAGACAAAGAUCAAACGUCUCGAUAAUCGGGCUAAAAUGGCCUUUGGACUCGUCUUUUACAGCAGAUUUUAAGGUAUGAACAUUUAAAACGGUUUCCCAUCUGCUUGUUUUAAUCUACUGUGGGUUUAGACAAGUGAAGGGACUAAAUUUUGUCCGACUCGCAACUUCAAAGUUGACCGCGGAAGGUCAAAUAUCUGCAUUUUAACAGAUUUUGUAAAGCUCUCGCGUCGCUAUUAAUCAUUUGCCCAACGAAAUCUUUACAGGAAUCUGUAGAUCAUCCUUCUAACAUUCAACCACCAGCAGCUCAAUCGAUCUGAAGGUUUCGCACAUGGUGAAAAUUAUGUUUUUUCACGCAUUACUUUUACUGAAGUAAAUUGUAUGCCUUCGAAAUUAAAUUAUCAUUGGAAGCAAAUUUGUUCUUUUCAUUGGCCGAAAGCCCACCACGUGACCUGCAAAUAACUGCCUACAAAUAAUGGUCUGCUCAUGUGCAAUGCCGUCCAACAGUGUUUGGCUGCAAAUAAUAUUCUGCUCAUGCGUAAAAGAAACCGUGCUUUUGUCCUUCUCGCGAUCGCUCCUGCGUGAAAAUUGCAGAUUGCUUCGCAUCCCAAAGAUAUUAAAAACAAACUCGGUGAUCGAAUGAUAAAACAAUUAUUGAACUCUGUUAUCGCAAAAUAUCGUGAUUUGUCAGUGUCUCGCAGAUCAAUUAUUUGCCUCAGCCUUCGGCUUCGGCAAAUAAUUGAUCUGCUUGCCACAGACAAAUCACGAUAUUUUGCUCAACCUCGUCCAAUGAUUGUUAAAUAUUUUGUAUACAAAGAACAGAGCACACUCAUUUUAACAGAUAUUUAUAUUAGAAGUCUGAUUUUUACAGACAGGCGCUCUAAGCUUUCUAGAGUCCUCAGAUGAUACGUUGUGGAAGAGUGUCACAAAUUCUUCAGAGGGCCCUUUGGCGGAUCUCCUCCCACCCAGUAGAACAACAUUGCUAAGGAAUCGUGAUCACUCCUAUGUACUUCCUGAAAUUAGGACUAAACGUUUUAAAUGCUGUUUUAUAAAUAGGUUUCCUUUUAAUUUUACUAUUAAAUUGUCAGUUGUAAUUCGGAACGUUUGUUUUUGAAAUCAAUGAAGAGCUUAUUUAUUUAUUCAUUUAAUAGCGCGGUGCGUUUUUCAAAAACAUGCUUUGUGCGGAUUAUUUGACUGAAACAAAACAUACAGAAGGAGACAGUUUUGGUAAUGUGUUCGUCACAUUAGGUUAAAUUAGUGUCCAAAAUCACCCCAAGGUCUUUAGUGGUGUGUUCUAGUACGGGUUCUCUUCCCAUGAAAGUGAUGCUGGGAGUGACCAAUCUGGAAUGCACUGGCCUGCUACCAAACACCAUAACUUAAGUUUUGCUUGGAUUCAAGGUUAAGGUUGUUGGAACACCAUCGUCCUAUUCUAUGCAAGUAGUCUCUUAAGUCUGCAAAGGGGUUCACAAUAUCUUUCAUUUUGAGGAAUAUAACCUGCCUAGUGUCGUCUACAUAGCUCUGGACGCUGCAUUUCUGAGGUGCUGAAGGAAGAUCGAUUAGUGUAUAUGCUAAAUAAAAGUGGUCCGAGUAUGCUUCCCCGCUAAACGCCACAGUUAAUGGGUAAGCGCUCUGACGAUGUUGAAUGGAUUCGAACCACUUGUCGUUUUUCAUUAAGGUAGCUACAAAACCACUGGAUAGCUGAGUUUGAGGCGCCUGCAUCGUGCAUUUUCAACAUUAGAGUUUCGUGGUUGACACGGCCGUCGAAAGCCUUGCUCAUGUCUAAGAACAUUGCCGAAGUCAACAUCUUUUGGUCUAUCGCUAUAAGAAUAGUGUCAGUUGUUUCUAUGACAGAUGUUUCCGUCGAAUGCCAUUUUUGUUUUUGCCUCUUUGGUCUUUGUUAACCUAUCAUUUAAUUGCAAUGUGAAUUGAUUGUGUACGACCCUUUCACAAACUUUUGAUGAAACCGAUAAAAGCGAAAUUAGUCUGUUGUUAUUUGCUAAUUCAUGGUUUUCAGCUUGAGUGAGAGGUCUUACUUUCUUACUUUCCAAGUGGUGGGAGAUUUGCAUGUUUCAAUAGAAGUGUUAAUAAUAGACGUGAUUACUGAAAGAAUCGGGGUAACGUAGUCUUUUAAAACACGAACAGAAACCUUGUCGAUCCCUAGGGCUAUGUUUGAUUGCAUCGAUGAUAUUCUGCGUUCGAUGUCAACACUGCCUAUGGUAUUCAAAUGAAACUGAUCACCCAAAAGGUUUUUUAGUUUUCUGUUAGUUCAAUUUAACAAGGGAUAAAGAUUUUACGCAUGUAGCUUAUUAUUUAUUGACAUAAAGAGAGUUACAUAACGAUAUGAACGCUUACAGAGCCGUAAAUGAUCUCGUGUCAAAUAUUAUACUCAACGUGGAAUGUGGUGGAGUGCAGAAUGACAGAAAGACGAAAAUGGCGAUGGUUGCAUAGUAACGUAGACCUUACAAAUCAAAAAAAGUUUUUAUUUUUUCCCUAGGAAAAAAAAAGUGAAAGAAAAACGCUUAAGAUGUUAUUCCCUCUUAAUCAGUAACACUUAAAUGAAUGAAAAAAAAUGUAGCGUAAAUCUAGUAUACCAAGGAAACCUUUAAUUUGCUUUUCAGGAAUAACAAACCGAGACCAAAACAACAAAAAUACAUUAUUCCUUUCAGCUACUGUUCCCGCGGCCUUACUUGAAGGUGCUUACAGAGUUCACCUGCAUUGACCUCAGAAAACGCUGUCAUGUAAACAAACUCCUGGCCUGAAGUUCUGAUCACCGUUGUCAAAAACUUUCUGGGAAGUUGUAGGAGUAAAAUUUUAUAGUACCGUUAGAUCAAACUUUUUCUAUUGACAGUUCAAGAAAACUGAAGGUUAAUGCGUACAUGAUGUGAAACUUAGUUUAAAUUCCCAACGAUUUGAUGACGCGAUUCAAAUCCUGAAGUACUUGAUAUCAUAAAUACAGCUCUCCUGUAUUCUUACUGACUAUCAUUUGUUUGUUUCCCGAGUGUGUAAAGUGGGACGUUUUACAACAACGUGAGAUAGUAUUGAAACGCUUAAAUUUGAAAGGGAUGGCCCAAAAGGAUAAUACGAGGCAUGUCUGACUUACGGCAGGCCAAUUUCAGUUACAGUGUAAAUUAAAAGUAUUCCCGUACUUAUUUCAAACGUCGAACUUACGAAUACCCUCCAAUCUAGGUACUAAAAUUCUUGAGUAUCGUUUAGCAUGGUGUUCUACAAGAGGGUAAAGUAAUAACUUAUCUUUUGGGAGUCUUAUUUAAGUAAAAUUAAUCAACUCUAAUUCAAUUAACUUGCAACCUGAUAUGACUUGAAAUCGGGACAUCUUAAAAACAUGGUGAAUUGUCUUUUUCAGAAAAGCCGAGGAUAAGGGUACCGUUGGCGGAGGUGCGAACUGUACCAGAGCAUUAUAUCUGGUUUCUGCUGGAAGGUACCCCACCGAUUAACUUGACUCUAAUGAAUACAUCAACAGCUUUGAAGGGCGGUUUGGUCAUAAAAGGAUUCAAACUAAAUCGUACGGGUACCUACCAGUACACUCUACUAGCAGAAAAUGAAGAAGGAACUGAUUCAAAAACUGUUGAAGUAACCGUCGUG